AUCUGCCUCCGACACAUUCCGAUCAAGUACUGCAUGAAGCAGUGUAUACAGACAAAAUGGGUGAUGAUGGAAUGCUUUUGAAUUUUCAACUGCCAUCGGAUGCUUUUACUACUCCGAAAGCUGCGUUCAAGGGAGGAAGUUGGAAAGAUCGGUUGACCGCAAGAAAAUCCGCAGAAUGGGGACGGCAAAAGGCCCUCGACAGGGCUGCUGGAGUGACGACUCAGAAACCCAGAUCAAACAGCAAUCAUGAAUCUUCUGAACAUGGACCUCCACCCAAGAGAGCCAGAGUUGGUGUUCCAAACGUUUCGAGCAAGCAUAAACCAGGGGAUUUCGUCUCGUCGCUCUUUACUUCAAAUCCCACGUCAACGGCCGUCAAAAAUAUCGAAGAACCGGUUGCAGACGAAAAUGAUGUCGUGGAACCCUCGAACGCCCCACUGAAUGACGAACUCGCGAACUUCACUUCAUUGGGACUCUCUACGCCGCUGGCAAGCCAUUUGUUGCGAAAGUUGAAUAUCAAAGCUCCCACGGCGAUUCAGUCACAAGCCAUCAAGCAACUAUGCCAUGCUGACACGGACGCAUUCAUUCAAGCACAAACCGGUUCUGGAAAGACUUUAGCAUAUCUACUACCGAUUGUCGAGCGUAUCAGUACCAUCUCCAGGACGAUGAAGGAGUCCGGAGAGGAUUUCACGCGAAAUAGUGGCCUGUUUGCCAUAGUUUUGGCUCCUACUCGCGAAUUGAGCAAACAGAUUAGCACUGUUUUGGAAGGCGUUUUGUCAUCAUGUCAUUGGAUCGUCGAGGGCACAGUGAUUGGUGGUGAGAAGAAAAAGUCCGAGAAGGCGCGACUCAGGAAGGGCGUGAACAUCCUGGUGGCUACACCAGGUCGCUUGGCGGAUCAUCUGAACACUACUGAAGUCCUGGACGUCAGUCUCGUGCGAUGGCUGGUGCUUGAUGAAGGAGAUCGUCUGAUGGAACUCGGUUUCGAGCAAGACAUCCAGAAGAUUGUCAGCGUCCUCAAUCUCCGAGCCAGAAAGGUUCAAGAGAAGCAGAUUCCAGGAUUACCAGAGCGGAGGACUACAGUGUUGUGUUCCGCAACAAUCAAGUCGGGCGUGGAACAGUUGCUAAGUAUCUCUCUCAAGGAUCCGGUAUCCAUUGCAGUUGAUCCAACAGAAGUUGCAGAGGGCACUGCGGAGAGUGAAAUCGCUGCCACCACGUUUUCGGCCCCUGCGCAGCUCAAGCAAAGCUAUGCCCUGGUCCCGCCGAAGCAGCGUCUAGUCACGCUGAUAGCCCUGUUGAAGCAAACGUUCAAACGCAAGGGCAGCGUCAUGAAAACUAUUGUCUUCAUCAGUUGUGCCGACAGCGUCGAUUUUCACUUCGAGCUGCUUUCUCGCGGUAACAAAGCAAAACAAAUCGAGCCAAAGGAAAGCACCGCAGAAUCUCUGGAAGCCCGAAAUCCGGUAAACAAGAAAGACAAUCCUAAGAAGCGCUCAUUCCCUUCUUCAAAGAUUCCGCAAGGCACCACCAUUCCAGACACACUCACAUCCUCCCCCUCCACCUUACUUACGUCGUCUGCAAACCCACCAACACAGGUAUUCCGUCUUCACGGCUCUCUUCCACAGGCUACUCGAACCAGUACUCUCGCCGCCUUUGCCCAGAGCACUUCACCAUCCGUCUUACUCUGUACUGACGUUGCCUCUCGUGGUCUGGAUCUCCCUAACAUCGAUUUCGUCAUUGAGUAUGACCCGCCGUUCUCGAAAGAUGAGCAUCUCCAUCGUAUUGGUCGAACAGCACGUGCAGGCCGGGAUGGUCGCGCGUUGAUCUUUCUCAUGCCUGGUUGUGAGGAAGGCUAUGUGGACAUACUCAAAGAAGUCGGCGCCAACCUCACGCGUCAUGACGCCGACGAACUGCUACGAAAAGGAUUUUCCACGUCCUCAUCAUCAGAUACGCUCAGUGCAAGCGAAAAGCGGGCUUGGGAAGAUGCUGCCACGGAGUUACAGUUGAACCUUGAGCGCAGCGUGCUUGGGGAAGACGCCGCGUCGCGAAGUGAAAAGAAUAGCUUUGCCUCAAACCCUGCGCAAGCUCUCCUUCUCGAGCAGGCUCGGCGAGCCUACCAGAGCCACAUCCGUGCCUAUGCAACCCACGUCGCCACCGAGCGCCAUAUUUUCGAUAUGAAAUCGCUUCAUCUUGGACAUUUAGCCAAAGCGUUCGCAUUGCGGGACCGACCUGGCGUGAUCCGGGUUCCCGGUCUAAGGCCAGGCGAAGGUGGAAAUAAGAAGGAUGGUAAGAAAAGUGCGAGACGAAUGGUGGCUGGCGGCACGAGGAAGCCUUCGGCAGGUACUGGCAGUGGUGUCCGACCAGGUGGUGAUGAUGUCGAAGGCGGGGAGACCGAUGUUCGGGAAGCGAAGCGGAAGAUGUUCGCGAGAGUCAAGGCCAUGGGUGGAGCGUCCGAAUUCAAUUUGGGCUAAGCCUGUUUGUUGGACAUGACCGAAAAUCUGGACGAAGAUAGAUGUCUGCGUGUCCUUAAGAUCCGAAUUGCAUUGCAAGCCGGUGAUAAUUAUCCUCAAUCUGCCGUAUAAGACUUGUCGUCCCCUAGAA
This is a messenger RNA of Dissoconium aciculare CBS 342.82, 2592 nucleotides long. Its product is annotated as DEAD-domain-containing protein. Gene Ontology annotation, cellular component: nucleus. Gene Ontology annotation, biological process: ribosome biogenesis. NCBI's taxonomy places the organism in Eukaryota, Fungi, Ascomycota, Dothideomycetes, Mycosphaerellales, Dissoconiaceae. The transcript has a single exon. Gene Ontology annotation, molecular function: nucleic acid binding; ATP binding. The record is from RefSeq and is a predicted model, not a curated record. Bases 57 to 2462 code for a protein of 801 amino acids.